This is a messenger RNA of Hyaena hyaena (striped hyena), 2502 nucleotides long. RefSeq names its product regulatory factor X associated protein (gene RFXAP). Gene Ontology annotation, cellular component: nucleus. The coding region runs from base 1 to 1140 and encodes 379 amino acids. The transcript has 4 exons. Gene Ontology annotation, biological process: regulation of transcription by RNA polymerase II. NCBI's taxonomy places the organism in Eukaryota, Metazoa, Chordata, Mammalia, Carnivora, Hyaenidae. The record is from RefSeq and is a predicted model, not a curated record.
AUGGAGCCUCCAAAUCCUAACGCGCGCCGUCGCUGCAGCCCAGAGCCGCAGUCUGACAGGGCCUCCAGCAGCUCUACGGAACUGCUAAUGGAUUUUCCUGCUUCUCUGCUCAAGUACAACGGGAAGGCUAAACGCUCACGCGCGAGAUGCGGCCGCGCAGGCGCAGUCAGGGCCCCCUCGCCGAGCCGGAGGCCUUUCCCGUCCCGGGUCCGGGGUCUGCGGGUUGCGAAGUGCCGCUGUGCCCCGCAGGUGCUGAAAGGCUGGGGUCGUGGACCCCCGCGAGGUGUCAGCAGCACGGAGGUGCAGGGCGUCGUCGAGGGUGCGGGGCCGGGCGCUGCCAGCGGCGCGCGCCUCCCCGGCGCCCCCGCGCCUGCUCUGGGCCAGGCCAUGGCUGCAGCCCCCGUAGCGGCGCCGGCCUCGCAGUUCACCCUGCUGGUGAUGCACCCCUGCGGAGGGCAGGACGAGGCGGCGGCGGAGGGCGUGCUCAGGCCGGCUGCGGCCCUGGGGGACGGCGCCGGGACGGACAGGUCCGUCAGGUACCUGUGCGAAGUGGCGGGGGCCGGCGAGGAGGAGGCGGGGGAGGACGAAGCCGACCUGCUGGACACUUCGGACGCCCCGGGGGGAGGCGAGAGCACGGCUAGUUUGGAGGAUCUGGAGGACGAGGAGACGCCCUCGGGGGGCGAGGGCGGCGGCGGGGGGGCCCGGAGACGGGGCAGCGGCGGGGGCAGCAUGAGCAAGACCUGCACCUUCGAGGGCUGCAGCGAGACCACGAGCCAGGUGGCCAAGCAGCGCAAGCCUUGGAUGUGCAAGAAACACCGCAACAAGAUGUACAAGGACAAGUACAAAAAGAAGAAAAGUGACCAGGCCCUGAACUGCAGCGGGGCCGCCCAGCCUGGCAGCGCGGGGAACGUCAGACUGGAGGAAAGUACAGAUAACAUACUCUCCAUUGUUAAACAAAGAACAGGAACCUUUGGGGAUCGUCCUGCAAGACCUACUCUUUUAGAACAAGUGUUAAAUCAAAAAAGACUGUCAUUACUAAGAAGUCCAGAAGUGGUGCAGUUUUUACAGAAACAGCAACAACUAUUAAAUCAGCAAGUUUUGGAGCAAAGACAGCAGCAGUUUCCAGGAACAUCAGUGUGAAAGACUCUAUCAAGAUCUAUGUGCUUUUUAUUUUGUUGCAGCAGAUGGACAUAUUUUUAUACUAAGAUAAAUGGGGUACAACAUGCCGGUGAAACAUAAGCCAUCAUUUUCCUGUAAAUGUAUGUGUGCGUUUGGGGAUAAAUAAGUAUUGCACUUUGUGCAUCUGAUUCUUUCAGAUUUCCGUGAAUUUGAAGAAACAGCUUAUCAUUCCAAAAUAACAUUUAAUUAUAGUUGUUUUUUUAAACAAAGUGUUCCUCUUCAGUCAUCAUUACUGAAGUUAAUGGAACAGUCACUUUCUGUGGAAGUCAUAAAGUUAAUAGAUCCUAAUCUUUGGUCAUUUAGCUCAGUGAUUCUUAUCAAGGGUCAGCUGGAAAUGUAUGGGUAUGUUUUUGGUUGUCACAGAGACCUUGAAAACUCCUAUUAGUUUUUAGUGAAUGGGUCAGGAAUGCUAAAUGUUCUACAGUAUCUGGAAUGGCCUUUCCUGACUAAUAAUUAACUUACCCAUAAUGUCCUUCUCUCAAGAAACACUGAGAGUUGUGAUACCACUUGUGACGAUGAAAUGUAGUCAGAGCACCUAGAAUUGAGUUCGUGUAAUAAAUAACCUUUUCUUUGCAGUUAAGACUAGAGCUGUCAAAGAGGUAAGCAUAUUUUAAAUGUGUAAGGAAAGUGAUCAUUGUUACUGUCUGUGAAAUUAGAAUGUUCAUUUCUUUUCAGAAAUGUGCUGGUGAAACUUAGGAGAAGGGUUAUCUAAGUACACUGGAAUGAAAGUGCCUCCUCAAGUUGGCUUCUCACUCCCAGUUACCUAUUAGUGUUGAUCUCUUAAGCAGACUUAGGUGUUGAAUAUGUGAACAGUAUAGAUGCAUCUCAUUCCACCAAUGUCAGGACAAAAAAAAAAAUUAAUACUCAUUUCCUUUUCAAAAAGAGAUUCUGAAAGUAAAAAUAGCACUCCCAACAUUUUGUCAGUGUUUUCUGAAACUGAGCUAAUUUAAGAUCGUGUUAAUCCUAAAGUAAUGUUCACAGAAUGAUGGGUAACUGGGUAGAUAAAUUUUUUCUUGUAUAUUCUCCUAGGCAGAUUUUUAAAAGGCAAACCUACCAAUAAGAGUAACAAAUCAAAUGUCAAGAGAGGAUUUCCAACGUUAGAUAAUAAAUUUAUGUCUUAAGUUUAUGCAAAAAUGUGAUCAUUUCUUGGGUUUUAAGCCCCGAAAUAUAUAUCAAGUUAAACGUAGUCACGGCUGUUCUAAGAAGUAUUUACGAAGAGAAAGAGUAUUUUUGUUUAUUUUUUAUGUGUGUUUUUUACUUAUCUGUGCAAAAACACAGAUUUUACCAAAAUGAUCCAUUAAAGCCCACUUGUUGACCUUUUGA